Molecule: messenger RNA, 915 nt
Organism: Candidula unifasciata
Lineage: Eukaryota; Metazoa; Mollusca; Gastropoda; Stylommatophora; Geomitridae
Source: the annotation of a GenBank genome assembly
AUGAAUCUGAAAACUCCGCUAAGUCAGUGGCUGCAUUUAGUUUAUAAAAUGCAUUACAGUUCUGAGAACUUUGGAUCCAGAUUGCUCUACUUGAAUAAGUUCAGUAACUUGAGUAACUGUACAACACAAGUUAACAACAGAACUACGGAAACGACGAUUAAAUUACAGGCAGUAAACUGUGUAAACAGAAUUAUAACUGUGCCAUUGUUUCAUCACAAUAUAUUUGUAUCCUAUUCACUUGCCCAGUUGCGAAAAUUUCACACAGAGCACAACAAAGGACGUCUGUGUAUGAAAUCAUCGCCUUUGUUAUUUUCUCACUGCCAAAGACAUUGUUGGAACUGUGGACGCAACACUAAUCCAACCCGAGAACUAUUUUUCUGUGACUGUGGUGUUGUACAGAAACCUGCCUGUGAGUUAACCUAUUUUGACCUGAUGCAGCUGAAGCCUUCGUUUGAUAUAGAUACCAAGAGCCUCGGGGACAUGUUCAGAGAAACUCAGAAAAGAUUACAUCCAGAUAAAUUUUCAGGCAAAAAACAGGAGGAGAUAGAUUUGGCACAGCAGCAGUCGGCUCUGUUGAACAAGGCCUACAACACCCUUCUAAAACCAUUAAGCAGAGCUAUUUAUUUGCUAGAGCUGCAGAAUAUUGAAAUCUCAGAGAAGGAUAAUUUCACGGACCCACAGUUUUUAAUGGAAAUCAUGGAAAUCAAUGAACAGAUAAGCGCAGCCAAGAAACCCAGUGAUGUUGAAGCUUCAGAGAAACUUAGUGAUGCCAGGAUAGAAGAAUGUAUAAAAGAAAUCUCAGAACAUUAUAAGAAAAAUGCCUGGAAUGAUAUGAAGAAAGCUACUAUAAAGCUGCGUUAUUACACAACAAUACAGGAACGGAUUAAUGAGAUUAAGAGAAGUUCUUUAGGGUAG